This is a messenger RNA of Dimorphilus gyrociliatus, 2268 nucleotides long. NCBI's taxonomy places the organism in Eukaryota, Metazoa, Annelida, Polychaeta, Dinophilidae. The record is from the annotation of a GenBank genome assembly.
AUAAAUUUGAACAAUUAUUUUAUUGAAAGUUAUAGAAGAGUCGUCUACUUUAAUGAUGGAUUUACCAUUCAAGCUAGACCAGCAGAAUUUGGGAACAGUUUUGGAAAAGAUGAGAAGGUGGAGGGUAUUGUCAAACUAGCUGAACCAUUUGAUGGAUGCGAUCAAUAUACAAAUAUGGCAGAUAUUCGUGGAAAAAUAGCUCUUGUACUAAGAGGUAAAUGUACGUUUGAACAGAAAGGUUUUUUCGCAAACUACAGUGGAGCAAUUGGUCUUAUUAUUAUGGAUAACAAAAACAGUUAUGAGAUGUAUUCAUUUACUUCUAACUCAGCUCCUUAUCAUACCUUAGGUUCUGAGUGUAUUGAUCAUGAUAAAAUAACCAUAGGUGUUGUUGCAAUUGGUAAACAAGCAUCUAUCACCUUGGUACAGCGGGUUAACAACGGUGAUAAUUACAUAACAAUUACAACAAAUGUUUUGAUGGCUGGUAUUCAUCAACCCUGUUCUUAUAAUGAAGAUUGUAGACACUCUCCUAAAGCUGCUGAGUGUCUAAUUGGUAAAUGCCGUUGUACAAGCUAUUUUCGGGAUGUUUGGACAAAUACUGAAUAUUUGUGUGAAGAACACACGGCACUUCCAAAAGCACAUUGUUCCGCAAAAAAUCUUGGAGAAAGCUGUCUCGCUGGUGAAAUUUGUAAAGAUUUUCCCAAUUUAAUAUGCUCUCCAUCUGAUAUUUGCGUUUAUGGUCAGAGUUACAUGACAAGUCCAAUUAUUGGAUCAUCUACUCAAUCUCCAAUCACCGAACAAACAACCAAUUCACUAACAUCGACAUCUACAUCAAUAGGAACAAAAAGAACAUUAUGCGGCGAGGAUCCUUUGAUAAAAAAUGCGUUAAAUUUAGAAGAAGCUAUGAAAACGUUACCCAAAAUUGUUCAACACCCUUUCAACAACACCAUGUAUACCGAGGAUUUGGAAAUUGUGGAGGAAAGUGUAUCGAAACAACAAAUUGCUUUGACACGCUUUCCAAUCGUCACAAUAAAAUGGCUUUACGAUAAGCUUUGCUCCGGAGCUAACGGAAUGAGAAUACUUGAUGCUUCUUGGCAUCUACCAAAUAGUGGUAGACUUGGAAAGGAAGAUUACGAAAAAGAACAUAUAACGGGAGCUCAAUUCUUUGACAUUGAAGAAUGUUCUCAAAGUGACGACCAGACACAACAUAUGCUGCCAACUAAAACACAGUUUGAACAAUAUGUGGGAAAACUGGGAAUAAACAAUAAAACACAUGUGGUUGUGUAUGAUAAUAAUGAAAAGUUUGGCGUAUUCUCUGCUCAAAGAGUUUGGUGGACUUUUAGAGUAUUUGGACACGAUGAAAGUUUGAUAUCCGUUGUCCAAGGCGGUAUGCCUAAAUGGAAAUUGGAAUAUCCAGAAAAAAUUGAACAAAAUGUAGAAAAAGUUUCUACAGAGGUUUAUAAUGCCACCUAUCGCCCUGAAUUGGUUAAAACUUUAGAACAAGUGAAGGAUAUCCUUAAAAAUACUGAAGUCGAACAAAUAUGCGAUGCUAGACCGCCUGGUAGAUUUCAAGGGACAGCUCCUGAGCCUAGAGAAGGCGUAAAGUCCGGAUCUAUGCCUGGUGCCAAAAAUGUAGCCUUUUUCUCUGUUCUGAAUAAUGAUACUAGAGAAUUAAAAUCCAAAGAAGAGAUUGAAUCCAUCUUCAAGGAGAACGGAGUUGAUCUAAGCAAACCACUCUCGAUGACAUGUGGUUCAGAAAACUCUAUUGCGAAGUUUAAAACUGUGACUGUUCUCAUUCAAUAUCGUUAUGAACGCACCAAACGUAAACCCAAGAUUGUAAGGCACGGAUGCCUUAUAGAUUUAUUAAGAGAGUGUAGAGAAGAGUUCGAAAAAGUAAAGGCAGUUGUUGAAGAGGAUAAAAGCAAAUUGGAGGCCUAUUAUCAUUCAGAAGUGUUAGAAAAGUAUGGAAAGAAAACAGAAUUGAAAUUGCAGACUGGCAGGUCUGCAAAUGAUGCUAAGGCUUUGCUAGCGAUUUACAAGAAAUAUCAAUUAAAAGGAACCGAAAAAGAACAAGAAGAGAAAGUGAGAAAUCUUCAAAGAGAGUGUAAUUUUUUUUCUAUUAUUUUUAAUUACUCUGCAGGUAUAUCAGCAUGUACUUUAGCCCUCGCAGCAUAUGUAGCAGGAAAAGAGGAUGUUGCCGUCUAUGACGGAUCCUGGAUAGAAUGGUUUUAUAGAGCUCCGGAUGAACUAAAGCAGAAUGUUCCCCAAUAA